AUGUCGUUUAUGUCGUCUAUUCCGUCUAUCAAAAUCUUUGCUUGGAACGUUGGUGGUGCAGGUGGCAAGGCAUUUGCCCGAGCGCUGAAGCUCUCAAUUCGUCAGCAUCGGCCAGACUUUGUGAUCUUGCUGGAGCCGCAAAUCAGUGGGAGUUCGGCUGAUUUGGUCUGUGAUAAGCUGGGGUUUCCCAACUCCAUUAGGGUGGAUGCUGAAGGUCGUAAGGGGGGUAUUUGGAUUUGCUGGGAUGACAGACGGUUCUCGAUAGAGCUCAGCUCGGCCUGUAAUCAGCACAUCUCUGUUCGCGUUCGGCAAGGAAGGGGUAGCUCGUGGGUGCUGACCGCAGUUUACGCCUCGCCCCGUCAGCACCUCUAA
This is a messenger RNA of Linum trigynum, 372 nucleotides long. The record is from the annotation of a GenBank genome assembly. Lineage: Eukaryota; Viridiplantae; Streptophyta; Magnoliopsida; Malpighiales; Linaceae.